Messenger RNA from Papilio machaon (common yellow swallowtail), 754 nucleotides. RefSeq lists its product as uncharacterized. The transcript has a single exon. The record is from RefSeq and is a predicted model, not a curated record. Lineage: Eukaryota; Metazoa; Arthropoda; Insecta; Lepidoptera; Papilionidae. Gene Ontology annotation, biological process: double-strand break repair via nonhomologous end joining; DNA recombination; response to X-ray. Gene Ontology annotation, cellular component: nucleus; DNA ligase IV complex; DNA-dependent protein kinase-DNA ligase 4 complex. Gene Ontology annotation, molecular function: DNA binding. Bases 1 to 636 code for a protein of 211 amino acids.
AUGGAUUUCGAUGAAACUGUUACAGUGUCUAAAAUAUUAACACAAAAUGGAGUUUGUUAUCUCCUUAUUUAUUGGUUGGUAAAUUCCUUUGACAUAUAUUUAAACACCAGGGGAAAUGUUUGGAGAGGAAAAUUUUGUGCGGAUCGACUAAAAAGCUUCAGUAAAAACCUUCAAUUGAAAGAGGACGUUUACUAUGCAAGAGUAAAGCGAUGUUUAACUGAACAGAGAGAAGACUACAAGUAUGAAUUUAAAAACGGGUUUUUUUACUGGAAAAAGAAACUGGAUCUUUCAAUUAUUAUAGAGGGAUUUCUACCAUUAGAUCUGGAAGAGAAAACAACCUGUUCAGAGACAAAUUUAAUUGAAGUGCUAUUGAAAAUUAACAAGAGCCUGAAAGAUAAAGUUACAACAAUUAAUUCAAAAUUAAAAGUUAUAAAACUCGAUUAUUUAGAACAUUUAGCAGACACAGAAGAAUUUAUAAAUUUGAAAGAAAAAAUGGAAAACUAUGUAUGCCAAAAAUUCUUAAAUUUGAUUUACUUAAAGAAAUCAAAAAUAAAUAUGCUUGAGCCAGAUACACACAUUGAAAGUACAGGAGCGAGUGUAGUCAGCAAUGAAGAAAAUUUUACCGAUGUAAAGUAAAUGUAGAAAAAGUGGAAACUAUAUUUUUUUAUCCAGAUUGAAACGAAUGUAUGUCAAAAACAAUGAAUAGUCAUUCUAAAAUGUUGAUUUUUCCAUUCAUUGUCGGAGUAUUAUAAAA